This is a messenger RNA of Trichechus manatus latirostris (Florida manatee), 11676 nucleotides long. It is a transcript of the gene INSYN2B, whose product is annotated as inhibitory synaptic factor family member 2B. The transcript is spliced from 3 exons. The record is from RefSeq and is a predicted model, not a curated record. The coding region runs from base 3018 to 4625 and encodes 535 amino acids. Lineage: Eukaryota; Metazoa; Chordata; Mammalia; Sirenia; Trichechidae.
GGCUUUCACAACCAGGAAACCUGGCUGCAAGUGACAUCAACAGUAAUAACAGCAGUAAUAGCAAAUACACACUGAUUUCUUACUGCGUGCUGGACUUCUGUCAGACCCAUGAAUCCAUGAGUGACUAGGCUAUGAGUAACAUCCCCAUUUCACAGAUGAAAAUAAUGAGGCUCAGAGAGGAUAAGAAUUAACCAAAGUCCUUCAGCCACUAAAGGGCAAGGGCUUGAACCCAGGUCUAAGUUACUUUCAGAGUGUGAGGAGUAGUUUCAGACCUGAUGACAAAUUGACAACUCUUUAGCAUUUUAGAUAAAUUCUAUUGUCUUCCAGGACCUGUCACACACUCCCCAAGCCCCACUGGGUCAAGUAAGACCUUUUAAGGUAGCUAGAAACAGGGAGGCAAAAGUCAUCAUGGGCUUUAUCCAGGAAUUCCUGGGGAAAGUAGAAGACUGAGAGAUAAGGCUUAGGCUGCACCCACAAAGCACGUACCCUAAAAGGCAGACAAGGGGAAUGUUAAUAGUCCCUGUCUGGGGAACAAAGCACCAUUGCUUAGAGAAGCAGAGGUUUUGAUCUGUAGGAUAAGGCUGGGUGCCACAGACAGACAAUUCUCCCAGAGAUAUCCCAACACUUGUAGCUGUCUAUGACUUUCAUUUUCUUUUAAAAUCUUUGUUCAUCCAGGCAGGUUUGGGCGUCAGCUCAGCGCCAUGGGACCUCUCUGACUCAAAGCAACAGGUUCACCUCUCUGUGGCAAGGACAGGAGACAGCCCCCCACAUCUCUCCAGACUUGCAGGGGACUUCAAACCCCUGUUCUCAAAUCACUCAUCUCACCUGGCCUGCACAGCAGGCAGAUCCCAAGGGGACAAAGUCAUAACCUCAAGGUUCAGAACACCUAUUUAGGAAUCAUAUAUCCUUUGGUUCAAAUUCCAUCUCCUCCACUCAAUAGUUAACCCUCUCCUAGCCUCAGUUUCAUUAUCAGUCCAAUGAGGAUAAUGCUGUAAGGAUUAAACGAGAUCAUGCAAAAUUGGAAAGGCAGUGGAGUGUAGGAGUUAAGACUACAAGCUAUGGUGUCAGACUGUUUACGUUGGGAUCCCAGCUCUGUCCCUAGCUGUGAGGCCCUGGGCAAGUUACUUAACCUUUCUGGGGUUCUCAUUCUUCAACUGUAAAAUGGGGGUAAUGAUAGUAUCCACCUCAUAGGGUAGUUUGUGAAGAAUGAAUGAGUAUGUCUUGGAAAGCACUUAGAACAACACCUGGUACAUUAGUGAGGACUCAGUAGAUGCGAGUUGCUAUGAUUAAUGCAUGUAAAGACCACAGCAUAGUAAAAACAAGUGUUCAGUAAAUGAUAACUGUGAUUAUAAGGUGCACUUUCUGUAGAGAAUUUCAUGUACAAUUAUCUCCUAAGAAAGCAAUUAAAAAAUGAAGAUGUUAGGGGAAAAUCUUGUUCUCAAGUAAUCGUUAGAGUCCUAGGAGAGAGCAGUGGCCUCAGCGGGAUGCCCCAGGACCCCCAACAGCCAGGCUCUUGUUGGCUUCCAAACGACCUGCCCUUCAUCCCGCCAUCCACUCAUUCACCAAGUGCUCAUUGAGCAGCCACAGUGAGCCUGCAGGAGGGCUGGGGAUCCACAGCACGGAACAACAGGGCUCUAGCCUCUGCCCUCCUAGUGCUUACAGGGUAGUGGGAGAGACACACUAAAUAAAUAUGUACACAGGUGAUUAUUACAGCUGCCAUUCGUGCUAUGAAGGAGGUAAUGUGAAUGUAUAACAGGGUCUUGACGUAGUCUAGGACUGGGAGUGUGUAUGAGGGUGGAGUGAUUGGAAAGGCUCCCUGAGGAAAGGACAUUUAAGCUGGGGCUUCUUGAAUGAAUAGGAGUUGGCUGAGUGAUGCCUGGGAGUGGAGGGAGAAAAAGGUCCAGGCAGACAGGUAUUUUGUUUAAGGCUCUGCAGCCAGAAGAUACCUGGCUCACUAGGGGAACAGAACGAAGGGCAGUAUGGUUGGCUUAUUCCUAACCUUCCACUCAAAAGUGCUCAGAGUUAUGAGGCUGAAAUGUGGAGAGAAACCAAGGUCCACAGGAACUUCAUUCUCAGCAGCGACUGUCAUCUCUUCUGUUUCAGAUGUUUGUUGCCUGUUUGCAAAGACUGCUUGCUGGCUCAGGCCCAACCCCCAAGGCCAGCCGAACGGAGACCUCAGGUCAAAAUUCAGAGACUGCAGACAUGUCUCACUCUGCCUCCCUGUGAACUGCAGCCAAGACACCACGACGGGGACUCUGUCCUAUGAAUCCCUUCUGAUGCCUCGAUCCCAUCCUGGUCACACUCCACUGGGUUAUGUGAAGUGAUUGAGGAAGAUAAGUUUCCCUCACUGAAGAAAAGGAAGUAGCAUGAAAGAAAACAAUGGCCCCAAAGGAGGGAUUUGUGUUUGACAUAAAUGGAGAUGUUCCCUUAGGAGCAUCAUAUAUCAUCAGAGAAGUAAACCUCCAGGUCAUUUAUUUCUCCGCCUAUUUACACGCUAUGCAAAGAAGAUGUCUUUAAGUUUCUUGCAGUUUUACCCUGGAAAUUGAUGUUUGGGGAAAGGAAGUCUUACAUUCAGAUAUAGCAGGUUUCUUUUGGAAUCCAUACCCUGGGAGUCUGGCACUAUCCCCUAAAUGGUACUUUUGUUGUUUUUUUGUUCAAGACAGCAAGUUUCCUCCAGGAUCAGACCUGCCGGCUUGCCUCCCUUGAUAAACAGCCCACCAGCUCUCUUGGUAGAUGAGAUGUUUAAUCAUUAGCCUAACUCAUUUUUUAUCUAAGUAGCAAUUAUCACUGCAAUGAUAUAAUAUUUUAACUGCAGAGAAAGCAUUAGGGAUCACUCCUAAGUAGAAUCCAAGGGCUGGGAAUGGCCAACAAAGCUUCCCGCACUAAGAGGAGAGGACCACCCCAUCCCAACUGGCAUUUCUCCAUGUCUGAAAUGCCAUCGUUAGAUGCUGCUCCAAAGACCUAAGGAAAUGUGCCCAGGAGAAGCGCAUGGUCCCAACCCUUUCAACUGAGGCUCAAUGGCCCAGCAAACUAUGAAAGUGCGGCCUGUUCUCCUAAAGCGAAACAGUCUGGAGUCGGUGGAGCUUGUGAAACAACCUCACCACCGCAGGAGCAAAUCCCAGCAGGUGCGGUUCAAGGAAGAUGGGACCAGUAAGAAUCCAAGUGGCCUAGCCGAGGUUGAUGUCCAAACUUCCGAAGACUCGGCUGUGAUGGGGAAGACUCAAGCAUCCAGGCACCAUCAACUCCCCACCUACUCACUCUCCUUACCCAGAUCUGAAAAGGCAGGGGGCUUUCGGAACAUCGCAAUCCAAACCUCCCCCAGUCUCAGGAAGCAUUUCCCAGUUUUCAAAAGGAAGAAACUCACAGCCAGCAAGUCCCUGGUGGAAAUGCCAACAGCAACCCAAAGUGCCAUCCAGGUCAACGGCAACCUCUCCAAACAAGACAUUGUGUCUUCUGACCUCGCCUACUUAAGGCUGGCUCAGCAUCUUGAGGAUGGGCCUCGAAGGGUCAAGUUGUCCCACUCAUUUCUCCCGAGGGUGUCCAAGGUGCAAAGCAAUGGGCCUGUUAGCAUCUGCUUGGAAGCAGGGACAUGGGGGGCCUCAGAGAAAGCAACAGCUGCCAUUCAGGUCCCGGAUGAUAUUUAUCACAGUCCUUCCUGGGAAGCUAGAGGGGUCACUUUCAGCCCAGACAAGUUGGCUGAGAUCAGUAACUCCAUACAACCUGUGGUCAAAAUGUGUCCAGGUGAUGGGAGAAGUGGGCUGACAGCAGAUUCACAAAAACCCCUCUCCUGCUUAAAUGCCACCAGCGGCGCCAACCACACACCAGGCACAGACAAAUUGCAACCCAAAUUGCUCUUGUCCAAAGACAACCCCGAUGAUAAAGACCUUGGUCCACUAUCAUCUCUGUCCAAGGAAAGGUGUGUCCCCUCCCCUCCACGGACUCACAGCUCCCCCUCGCCAGGCACCCACAGCCAGCCAGCCCACCCAGGAAGAACUUCAGACUGUCUUUCAUUGGGUAACAAUCACCAGGACCUGGUAUCACCAACAGCUAACAGUGGGUCAAGAUCUGCAGCCCCGUGUCAGGAGGAGAUGGUGAAGCAUUCCAUGCAGUCAGACACCCUGGACUUUCCAAACUGUUUAGGAAGUGAUCCCACCCCAUCCUCUCUUCCAAGGAAUGAAACAAAACUUCCAACCAACAAAGAGAUGAGUGGAAUGAAUCAAAUUCACCUGGCCCGGGGUGAACUCUUCGACCUCCAAGGCAGGCUGCAAUCUGUGGAGGAAUCCCUGCACUCGAACCAAGAGAAAAUCAAAGUCCUGUUGAACGUAAUUCAAGACUUGGAAAAAGCUAGAGCUCUCACAGAAGGGCGCAACUUUUAUCGAACUGGCCAAGAUCUCAACAAUUGCAGUACCUGCCAGAACACGGCGUGCAUCAUAUACAGUGUAGAAUAUGAUUUCCGGCAGCAGGAAGGCAGGUUCCAUGAAGUUCUACAGAGUCUGGAGGAAGCGGAACCUGUUGAGGAGGCCUCUUCCCGACCAAAGUCCCCAGUAGAACCCCCAGUCCCUGAGAAACAGGACUUGAGGCGGAAAACCAAGAAGGUGAAGAAGAAGUGCUUCUGGUGGAUCUGAGCUGGUUGGAACCAUGCUCUCUGCCCUCGCCAAAUGGCCUCCCUGACUUAGGAAAACCACUGCUCUCAGGCCUUCUCUGCAUCUCGGCAAAGGCUCGAGGGUGUGAGCCACUUGACCUUGCAAAUCAGGAAAGGCUUGGGGCUGGUAUAGCCGCUGCUGGAGACCGGACGCCAGCCUUACCUGAGUGAGUGCCACUGCUUGCUGAGGACUUCACGGACACUAGAGUGACCGAGUUUCCUGUCACCCACAGCCAGGCAUAAUCUUGGUUUGCAGGCCCAGAUUUCCACCGUGAGCAAAACUCGCUACCACACUUUCCAGCACCUCCAUAACACUAAGCACUUGCUUCCCAUAGUAGGUUCAUCAACCCAAAAGAAAAUAAAAGUGCUGUGCAGAGCAGGAAGAUAGAGGAGGGUUAUACACAGAUACCCCAGACAAAGUAGAUAAAUAAAUAAACUGUCAGUUUACUAAGAUAUCAACAUACAUAAGCACAACAGAAGUGGGCAGGGCAUAAAAAUGCAAGAUCACUGUGGUGUGUUGAGGCCAUUUUUAAUUAGCUCCUUGAUCCCGAAUCAAGGACUUGUCCUGUCACACCGUGGGGCCUUACUGUUUGCCCCAAAGUUAGGUCACCCCAGGGUAUAAAGAAUUGACACUGUGGCUUCCCUGCAUGGUUUUAAUCAGUAAGGGCUGUGGUUGAAAUUUUAAGAGGAUUUCCACAGUUGUAGCUGCUCCAGUACCCGCCCUAAACCAUCAUGCCUCUGGGAACUGAGACUGCCUGGCAGCAGUGUGGAAUCUGGCUUGAGUUUGAACUUUAAGAUUCCACAGUUGGUUUAUCUGCAACAUUAAAGAUCAUGACAUCCAGCAGCCUAUCAGUUACAUUUUAUCAGUACAAUAAAUAAGGUAGGAAAAAACACAACACUGGUUCUCAUCCUUUCCUUCCACGCAUUCUCCUGCAGCAGCCUUGUAGAUAGGUUCAAACAUAUAUUAAUCACACAGUCUCCCUUCCUGGUGAGCAGACUAUGGUCAUCUGAUUGAAGCAGAAGCAGCAGCAGAACUGGGGAUAAGGAUAUAUAUGCAUAUAUUUUUUCAUUUUAGUAUUAAAGACCUUUCUUCCCCGAAGUCUGAAUUCUUUUAAGGUCUGGCUCAUUCUUUUGACAAGACCCUAUACACAGAGGUCCCGUCAAACUUGCAUGGCUGAACAAACUACUAAAGUAAUAAAAUUAAGUAAUUGCUACAUACUCUUGGGGGUGAGGGGUAAAAUAGCAAGGUUCAGACUCUUCUUAAUACAAAUUCUCUACCAGCCUGUGGAUGGACUGAUGCUGACAGAAAAGCAUGUAUUAAAUGAAGAAGGCAUUUCAGAACCCCCUUUUCUGAAGAUCCAGUAUCUGCAUUAGGUUCUUUGCAGGGUUCAGCAUCCCGUGUGUAAGUAGGAUGUAUGUAAUCCACUGCAAAUUGAGAGUAUUUGAGCAAACCACUCCAAUAGUUUCACCUUCCCUUGUCACAGCUCUGCAGUGCACAAAGCUAUUUCAGUGAGACCGAGAAGGAAACUUGGCAAGGAAUCUCGGCCUGCACUAUUUAAGUCUUGGAAUGUCAUUCAGGAUGUUCUUGUUCUGUUUCUAGUGUAAUGUUUAAACCCACAAAACGAGAGCAGCAUAUAUAACGUCGUUAGAAUUAAGAUAAAUACACUUGUCAUACUUAGGAAGCCACAUUUCAAUAAGAUACGCUACCACUGUCUAAAAGCCACAGAUCUUUCUUUCUGUAUCCAUACAAUCAACUCUCAGUUGGCCCCAGAAAUGGAAAAGAACAGCACAGAGGAUAAUCCAAUAAAGCAAAUCAUUUGGGUUCUAUGAUAUAAUUUCAUCUUGUAGUAGAGCUUCCAUCUUAAUUUGCUUACACUAAUUUUCAAAUGAAUUUAGAUUCUUGGGCAGCAUGCUAGAAUAAAGAGAAUGCUGCUCCCGGAAUUCAGAGACCCAAGCAAAACAGCAGUCUUUUCCACUAACCUUGGCCAACUUGCUAAAACUUUCAGAGCCUGUUUGUCCAUUCCCAAAUGGGGUAAGAACACCUGCCCUAUCCACUUUAUAAGCUUUAACACAUUCCAACACGAGAUGGACUGACCUGAGCUGAGCUGAAUCAUUUGCCAAAGUUAGCCUGGAAUAAUAAAGAGAUGUCUGAGAUAACAGACCAAACAUGGCAACAUACGCUUUGAUAAUUAAAAAGUUGCUGUAGUCAUCUAUGUACGUUGAGGGCCUCAGAUAAACCUUCAAUGGAGUUAAAUGAAAUCUACAUUGGAAAAAAUUGACAUUUCUAGAAAUAGAACCAAACUAGGCUAUAAUGAUUCUAUACCAAAGCACAACACAGCAUUGCUUGGGCCACAGACUGGAAACUGGGAAAGUUGAACAUUUAAAAUUGUUUUGGGGGAAAAGGAUUUGGUAAACACCUUCCUGCUGAACAAAAAUGACCAUCUCUGUUUAACAAAACACACAUACAUAUACCAAAACUCCAUACUCACUACUCAUGUGAAAAUUGCUUCUUCUUUGUAAAAUAUUAUGUAACGUCUGCCAUGAUAUUCUACAGAAAUACUUGAGGUUAUAUGGUUUUAUGGAGAGAGAUUAAUUUAGUAAAAAUUACUUUUAUAAAAUGGAAGGGAAAAAAAAGAAUGAAAUAUCAACUUAAGUUGCGGGAAUUUAUGUAGCUGCUUUCUCUGUAGUUAUUAAAAAAAUGCAUACUCACUAUACUUGGAACUUAACACCAGCUCAUCUAUAGAGCACCUUCUUAAAGACGAUGUAUUAAUGUAAGGUUUUGUAAAUUUCUAAACUGUUUUAAAUGGGAUAUUAUCUUUUGCAAUAAACUUACAUAUUUUUCCUAGGUUUUAAGACUCCAUUACUAGCUUGGGUAUACUUGGGUUGUAAAAUUUUGACUUAAGAAGGGGGUCUCAACGGCCCUAAGGGAAGGGAUGGUUCUCAUCAUAAUUGCUUCUAUAUAUGUCCCAGGGAAACAAGGAACAGCUUCAGAACUUAGUGCCACAAUGAUCAUGAGAAGCCAUGUGUGUCCUGAGAGUGAGGAAGGCCACGUGAGUCAAUGGAGCAGAUCCAGCUUCAUUCAGAUGGAUACAUAUUUAUGAUUUUUAUUAUUUAUACCCUUACACCAGAACUAAGGAGUACUGGUUGCACAAUGGUUAAGCACUUGGCUGUUAACCAAAAGGUCGGCGGUUCAAAACCACCAGAGGCUCCACAAGAGAAAAGAUCUUGAGCUCUGCUUUUGUAAAGAUUUCAACCUAGGAAACACUAUUAGGCAGUUCUACUCUGUCCUACCGGGUCACUGUGAGUCGUGAAUCAACUCAGCAGCACAGAAUGACAAUAACAACACCUGAAAUAUAAUUUAUUUAUAUUUUUCCUUAAAGAGCAACAGUAUAUCACCACAAGGAAAAUGAAUAUCAUAUUCCAUAAAUAGAAGAUGAAAUCAAAAUAUUUUAUUAAGUUCUUGCUAGGGUGUUGAAGGCACUAAGCCAGAGACCAGCUCGCUUUGUUAAAGGGAGAUUAACAAAUAUCCAACACGUGCUAAAGCCACAUUAACACUAAACACAUUUUCUACUUCACUAAGCAGGAUGGUUGAGAGAGAACUGAAAAGAAAACAACUUUCCCAUCAGGUGAUUCAAUGUAUGUUUUCCUGCUUGGGCCAGGAACCAGCUAAAACUUGUUUACACCUAGAGUGAGAGGCUCUCACUUUAUGAGACUCCAAUUUAGGAAGGAAACACACACACACACACACACACACACACGCACACAACCACCCUGGACACAGAAUCAAAAGUCUUGGGUUUGACACCAUUCUGCCAUGAUCUCUUUGCUGAGUGACCUUGGGCAAGUUACUUAAACUUCUCUGAGACUCAAUUCCUCGUUUCCAGUGCUGAGCAAAGGGCUCAAUGGUUAAGCACUCAGCUGCUAACCAAAAGGCUGCUUACCAAAAGGUCGGAGGUUCAAGCCUACCAGUCACUCUGUGGGAGAAGAGACCUGGUGAUCUGCUCCAGUAAAGAUUACAGCCUUGGAAACCGUAUGGGGCAGUUCUACCUGUCCUAUAGGGUCACUAGGAGUUACAAUCGACUCAAUGGCACACCACCUCUACUGCAACCGUGCUGAGCACGACCCCUGCCUUACAAGGGGUCCUGACAAUUAAUUGAAUGAAAGCCCAGGACAGGGGCUCAACAAAGGCCUAUUCAUUCAUUUGCCAAUUGAAGUAAAUCGGGAGAGGGGGCAGAAGAUGUCUUCAAGAGGCUGCAGUGGUUUUCAGAACCCUGUGGAAACAGGUUUAAGAUUUUCUCGGGGCAGAUAAUGGGAUGGAUAAGGAAUGAAUUCUUCCUGGCCUUAGUAGAACCACCAGAAACCAUGAUUAAACAACAAAGUCCUCAGCGAUUCAGAAGAACACAUGGCAUAUGAAACACAGCCUAACGCUGGGGGGUGAAGGAUUCCUGCAGUGCGUAAUCACAUACCCUAAAGGUGAAAGGGACUGGAAGAGCCAGUCCCCUCCCUUUUAAGCAUGAGGCAAUUAAGUAAGAUUAAUGAUUUACUCAAAGGUUUGCAGAAAUCACGUGGCAAGUGAGUGUUAGGAGUGAUGUGUUUGGCAGGCAGAAUGCCAGAGGGGCUGAGCACCAAGAAUCAAAGAUCUUUGAGGAUAGACUUGAAACCCCUUCUUGCCUACAGGUACAAUUUUUGCUUCAAUGUAACUUUCACUUGAAAAGGCUCUAAUUUUAAGCUGCUCCAGGCAACUUGCCUCAUGCUCAAAACAUAUUUCUUUUUUUAACUUUCAUGAAACAUAGAUGUUUUAUGAUCAUUAUACCCAUUGAGCUUUGCUUGCAAUAAAAAGAACUGGGGACAAAUCCAACACUGUUCACGUUUCGUGCAAACCCUUGACUGGCUAAAUGAUCCUAAUACUCUUUUGGGUACUUUCAACUCAACUGCUUCCCAUCUUAUUUUAACCAAUUUACAGCCUAAAUUCCUAUUGAUCACAUCUCACCACCCCUACCCCAGAGGUUUCCCAAAUAUAUGAUUUCUUCCUGCCUCCUACAGAACCCUCCAGCCCUGAAGAGCAGAGAUAACUCCUGGAAAACACAGAGCUUGAUUUUUUCAUUGCAGACUAAGCCAGGUCCCAAGGCAAGUGUCCACUACUGUCAUCCUGUCCGAGGUCAUGUUCGUCUCUCGCCUGGCCUCCAACAAGACUGUCCUAAUUGGUCUCCCCCCAUCCACUCCAUUCCCCAUCCAAUUCAUCCUCCAUGGCAGCUAGAACAAUCAUAGCAAAAUUUACAUCCAAAUCAUGUCACUCUCUGGCUUAAAACCAUUCAAUGGCUUCCCAAUGAACUUAGGAAGUAAAACUAGGCUUGUGACCAUGACUUAGAUGACUUUGCAUGGCCUGGCCCCACAGCCUCUCCCAUUGACUCUCCCAGCACAAGCCCUUUCACUGUCUGCUCUCCAGUCCCACGGAGCCUCCUUGGGUUCCUUGAACCCAUGAUGCUAACAAUCCCUGCCCCCUACCACACACACACACAAAAGGGUCUGUGUACACGGUGCCUUCUGUCUGGAACACUCUCCACCACACUACCAUCUCUGCUCAGUUUCCACCUCCACUGGGGCUUCCCAGGCAAUGCCUUCCAAGGCUACCACCACCAUUGCCCAGACCACACCAAAUAAUCUCACCCACUCACCUGGCGCCACAGACCUCUCCAUCAGAGUUCUUGGCACUGUAGCCCUCAUACAUAUAUUUGUGCCAUUUUUUGAGGAAUGCAUUUCCCGGUCACUGGCGUAUUACCUACCUAAAGUAAGAAAAUUGCUUAAUUUCGCUUGCCUUUGUAUUUGCAGCACUUAGCACAGUAGCAUUCAAAUAUCUGUUGCAGGAAAAAAUUAAUAAAUGAAUUGGAUCCAGUGAUAAGACCCUAAGAAACAGAUGUCCAGUUUUCUCUUUUCCAUCAGUCCUCACAUGAGGAUGUCUCCACUGGUGUAUACAGUCCCGAUUUGUGUUCCCAAGAGCACCCGGUCUUCCACAGAUUCAGACCUUUAGCAGCUAUGUGCCAAGGCUUCUAACUCCACUCUGGUCCAUAGGGCAUUCAAGACCCAGGAACAUUAAGUUACUACUGUCCUCCCCAACCACCACCCCAGCCCCUUUAUCCUGACCAGUGACAGCCCAGCUUAACCUUGUUUCAGAACAAAUUGCCACCAUAAUUAAAUCCCAAUGCACUUUACACAUUCUACCGAGAUACUGCCUGACUGUAUGAAAGAGAAAAUGAGUUUUGAAAUUAAAGCAGAUUGUUAACUAUUUUUGCCGUAAUGUUUCCAUUAAAAUGCCAGAAUUUAUUACAUGUGACCAAGUCCAUUUCAGACAAAAUGCAAUUUAAAGGAGAUAGGGUCUGUCUGACUAAAUAAUCAUUUUGAGCAAAGCAUUUUGCCUUGGUUUAAACCACAAAAUAAAAAGACAAUAAAAUCACACCAUAGGAUUAUUUGGUCCAAAGCAAAUAAAAGCUUUAUUAUUACGAACGGCUUUCACAGAUUCUCAGAAUCCAUGACUAUAUUAUAUUACAUUCCAUCCAAAUGAAACUUGCAUUUUUUUUUCUCCUGGCAAGACCUCAAUAUAUAUAUUUGUAAUCAUCCGUUAAACAUGGUGACCUCUAUGGCUUCGUUUCCCAGGUAGCACAUGCAAUACUGUGAUAGCCUGCUUUUGCUGACAGAAAAGCCCUUUUUCUUGUGAGCCAUUCUAAUUGUUGAAAUCGAGAAUGAUCCACACAACUUUCUUCCCAGCCAGAACCCAAUCCCACGUGCAGAAAUAAUGUUUGGGGGAUGAAGGAGACGAGAAUUUAUUUGUUGCUGUCAUUGUGUGUGUUUGUUUGUUAAGAUAAAAAUAAUAUACCUUCUGUAGCUGAGAACUAGGAAUUAAAGAGGGCAAAACCAAAGCAUGCAAAAACAGAAACAAGCACAUUCACAAACUCAGAAUAAAUCUGUUGCCAUUGAGUUGAUUCCAAUUUAUGGCGACUCCGUGUGUUACAGAGUAGAACUGCUCCAUAGAGUUUUCU